Messenger RNA from Pimephales promelas (fathead minnow), 1234 nucleotides. The record is from RefSeq and is a predicted model, not a curated record. Lineage: Eukaryota; Metazoa; Chordata; Actinopteri; Cypriniformes; Leuciscidae.
ACCAAUAGGAGCACAGAAGCGUUUUCGUACACAACUUUCAAAAAUGGCGAAACGAAAGAGAGACGAUGGUGCUAGGUGGAGUUAUGACAUGGAGGAAAGGUUCGUGGAGCUGUGGCAACAGCACUCCUGUCUUUAUGAUGUGUCAUCGAGGGACUACCACGACAGAAUUCAAAAAGAAAAAUGCUGGCGAACAAUAGCGGAAACACUACAGCAACCCACCGGUGAGGUCCAAACAAAAGCUGCUUCCCUCCGAACACAGUAUGGGAAAGUUCUCCGUUCAAAACCGAGUGGCAGCGGCGACAAAGAAUUAACUUCCAGACAGAAGUGGAUUUUAAAAAACCUGCAGUUUCUACAGCCCUUUGUUGUACAACGCGUGUCUCAGUCUACACUUAAUUUGGAUGACUUGGAACACAGCAUCACAGAUGAGGGUGGAGAAGAUCAGGAGACAGAGGAGGAUGUGUUCGAGUCAUCCACCUCCACCUCCCACCACACAUCUGGACCAUCAACUCCACAAACCUCACUUGAAGCCUCAUCAUCACACCAGCAUCGUCAGGUUCCUGAAAGAGCACAUUACAAACCCAAACAAAAGUUACGAGAUAAAUCAUUAGAUGAACUUGAAUUGGAGAAAGUAACCAUUUUGAAAAAUGUAUCUGAAACUCUGGUAAAUGCCAGUACGGAUGUUGAUCAAACAUUUGCCAAACAGGUAGUUACUGAGAUUAAGCUAAUUAAAGACCCACUGACCAAGAUGAGACUACGUCGCAACAUCCUUAUGAUGUUAUACGAUGCACAAGAAAAUGAGGCCAGAUUAGCACUACAUCCUGAUCCUGAGCGACCUUUACGCCCCCAAACGCCUUGGCAGGGACACACAAAUUUGAACCAACCCUACCAGAAUACAUCCAUUUAUGUACCCUCUGUAACCCCUCCAGUGAGCUACCUCAGGGCAGUAGAAGAGGCAUAUGACCAGGAAAUAAAUGGGGUCUAAGUUCAAGUAUUGAUCCCUUUUUUGUGUGUGUGUGAUGGUGCUAAACUGCAGUCACAUUGUGUCUGAAAUGCUGUUUGUUGUUGGCACUUUGAAUGCAGUUUAUGUUUAAGCUGUUUUGCAAAUGUUUGCACAUUUUAAAAGGGUUAAUGUUUGCGAGUCAUUUUCCCUUUGUUCAAAACUUACGACUUAUGAAAUGAGUCAAGAAAAGUGUUAUUUGAUUUCAAUAAAAGAUUUUACUAAAGAAAAUGUAUC